CUAACUUAGUAAACACUUGCUGUAUGCCUCAAUCUAAAAAUAGAAUAGUGCACACCUAUAGCUACUGUCGCCUACAUAAACGGUUAUUUCCCUGUUAGCUUAUACUUUCAUAUGAUCAAUGGUCUCAUUCAAAGAUGACAAUCCUAGAAGUAUUGGACUCAAUUUUUUAUUUAUUUCCAGGUAACAAUCUCUGUCCAUAAAUUACCAUACAGAAAUUACUGCGCAGAUAAUUUUGAAAUAUCAUCAAAGACUUUGCGUACUUUUGUAACUACAAUGAAAUGCGUGACACUAAUGCACAUCUAGGAACUUUGACUCAUAAGUCAGACUCCCGAUGAUCUUCUAAUAAUCUCUAUUCUCUGUGGUUUUCUUUUUGGACAAACUUUUCAUUUAACCGCAAGUAAAUUAAUUUAAGCGUUAUUUUCAGCUAACCUUCCAAUUUUUUUCGAUUUCAGUUGUGCUCAUGAAACAAGUGGUACUAACGACUGUCUUAGGUCUUCCGGGAAGUGGAAAAAGUACAUUGUGUGAACGUCUGCAUCAGUUAGAAACAAAUGAUUGUUCAGUUAUGUGGCUAGAAUAUGAUCAACUUGUUCCAGUACAAAUACUCUCUCUGAAAGCAAACAAUUCUGAUUGGAAGGACUGGCGUCAAGCUGUUGUUGGUUGUUUGGAGAAACUGCUAGCUUUAUGGAAGGGGUUCGACAUUAUACACGAUUUGAAUGAAAAAGAAAAAGUUAUUUGGUUGAGGAUAAACAUAUACUCUACUCUAGAUGCGAAGGACAUCAUAGUUUUAUUAGACGACAAUUUCUACUACUUUAGUAUGCGUCGUUCAUUCUACAAUUUAGCAAAAAAGUAUUCAUGUAGUUAUGCGUCAAUAGCUUGUAAAUGUGCGAUAGAUACUUGCAUUCUUAGAAAUCGCGCUAGGCCAAGUCCAGUUCCAGAUGAUACUAUCCAUAAGAUGGAGAGAAAAUUCGAAUGGCCCGAUCCAGUCAACAAUUUAUGGGAGAAGCAUACAAUCACAAUCAGUUCACUUCAAGAGAAUGUACAUAAUCCAGUCAGUUUGCUUCGUUUCUUAAAACUGUUGUUGAACCAACCGAUUAUAAGUGAAGAUUCUGUAAAAGAUGAGGAGAAAAACAGAAGCAAGCGUAUUAAUCUAGACAGUUUACUCCAUAAUGUGGAUAUUCACUUGAGAAAGGUCACAAAUCACACAAUUAAAUCUAAAGAUUGUUUGUGGAGAACUCAGUAUGCGAAAAUGGCAUCAGAUAUUAAAGCACAGUGUUUAGAAGAACUGCACAAGACCAUAUCCGGAGGAAAUAGUAUUUGGACAGUUGAAAACUGUCAAAAGUUUGCACAAGAACUGUUCUAUGAGAAACUUGAUGAGGUUCUUAAUAAGAAAGUAGCGGCUGGUUAA
Molecule: messenger RNA, 1405 nt
Organism: Schistosoma curassoni
Lineage: Eukaryota; Metazoa; Platyhelminthes; Trematoda; Strigeidida; Schistosomatidae
Source: the annotation of a GenBank genome assembly